Molecule: messenger RNA, 2007 nt
Organism: Chanos chanos (milkfish)
Lineage: Eukaryota; Metazoa; Chordata; Actinopteri; Gonorynchiformes; Chanidae
Gene: tctn1
Product: tectonic family member 1
Exons: 14
Coding region: 1-1962 (653 amino acids)
Biological process (GO): protein localization to ciliary transition zone; cilium assembly
Cellular component (GO): MKS complex
Source: RefSeq, a predicted model, not a curated record
AUGGCGCCGUUAUCAUGGGUGUUGAUUUUGACUAGGCUCGUAUAUUCGCUGAAUGUUGAUGACGCCAACAUUGAAAAUUUUAAUGACACGUUUAGAAAUAUAAACGAAUCCCUGGACGCUGCAGAAUGGGACAAAUCACUUAAUUUUACAGAGUUUGAGGAAAAUUCCACUUUGUCUGUGUCCACGGCAAUCACUGCGGCCACUGAAGCGGUCACUACGUUCACCAACCACACUGGCGUAUUAGAGACAACCACUCAAAGCUACGGGACUGCAAAUGGAAAUCUGGUUACUGAUAGCUACGAGAAGUCGACCACAAUGUCCACACGAUCGAGUACGUCAUCGCAACCUUUACCUCUCUCCGGUGUCCUCCCUCCGGUUAUCGAUGUCUUAGGUCUUUGUCCGUGUAACGUAAGGAGUAAACAGUGUGAUGUAAACUGCUGCUGUGACCCGGACUGCACAGAGGAACUCGCCAUGUUCACAACUUGUUUAACUGAGAAAGUCAUUGGCGAUCCUCGGCUCUGCAGUCAGGUAGCGGUCUCAUACACCCUCAGGAUGGCACCAGACGGAUUUAGUCAAGUACAGUCUUCUUUCAGCAAAGAGGUCAAUCCUAAUGUAUUCUGCAUACAGUCAGCAAAUUAUGAAGCUGGCCUAGUUUAUGCCACUCCUAGAGUUCCUACAGAAGGGAAUUUCAAUGCUAUAUUUGACCAAUUUGUUGGAUUCUCCUUUGGUAACUCCAUGGAAAACAGUGUGCAGCUCAGCACUGAACCAGGAAACUCCCCAGGAUACCAGUAUGGAGAUGCCAUUCAGACAGAAGAUGAGGCUGGGGCUCGUGAAUUCUUUAGGCUUCCUGUCUCUGCUGGAACUGCUUAUUGCUUAGAUGCAAACCCUGCAGCAUUCUUACAGGAUCAGACAAGCAGGUGCAUGAGAAACUUUGCCUUGGCAAGUGACUGUACCUUACUGAGUGCACUGAACCUGCAGACCUAUUCCAGCAUCCUGCUGCUGUCAGGCAAGGACAAGGAUGCUGAUGUGGUGGCUGUGGAGGUAGCAGCUAUUUCCCUGCAGUCUCUGGAGGGGACACAAGCCCUGGUUGACCUUGUCGACACUUCUCUAUACACACCAGUUCUUCUGGUACCUGUAGGAACUGAUUCUGUGGUGUGCAACAACGUGGUCUUGCAGGUCAAGUACGUGGUCACAUACAGUGAAGCUGGAGAGAUUGUGAAUGUGACUGCAUCAUUUGUACUUGGAGCAGUCAACCUCAGCAUGGUGCCUGUCCAGCAAGAGUUUCAGAUUACCUUUGUGCAGGAUGCCGCAAAUGCACCAUUGAUUCGCUUCAGCGGUAAUCCCGGAUACAUAGUUAGACUGCCCCUUCUGGCAGGGUCAAGAACAGCAGAUGGGAUUAUUCAGAGUACUGAUCCAAAAGGAAGUCUUACUGUCUUGCAGAGCUCUAGGGAACAGGACUGUCUCUCAGGCUCUUUACAGCGCUCUCCUGUCCUGUUUGGGGUAGACAUGGUGUCUGGCUGCACUCUGAGGUUGGAGGACACUGCUAACUGUUCGGUAGUGUCUGAGCUUAUUUUGAGGAUGCUUAAGGGUCAGAGUUUCCCAGAGUAUGUGGCAUCAUUUGGGAACUCCUCACCCGAGAACCCUCUGGACUGGGUCCCAAUCACAAACAAAACUACACCAACGGGCACACAGGGUUGCAGUAUACCACUGUCUUAUCACCUCGAUGUGAGAUGGACUAAGUAUGGGACUCUGGAUAACCCCCAAGCUCAGAUUGUCAGCGUCAUGGAACUGAUCCAAACUAAUGCAACCAGUUUGGACUCUCUCUCCAGUGGCAGCAGUCUCCUCACAGUCUCCAGCUCAGUAUCUUUCACUGAUGUGUCUGCUCCUGCCAGCCCAGGAUUCAAAGUCUCUCCUACAAUUGAUGCCAAAUUGCCUUUUGAUUUCUUCUUUCCAUUUGUAUAGAGAUGCUGAUACAAGCAGCAAGAUUAUUUUGAAAGAUGCACUGUA